Messenger RNA from Oncorhynchus mykiss (rainbow trout), 1541 nucleotides. RefSeq lists its product as uncharacterized. Gene Ontology annotation, biological process: interleukin-15-mediated signaling pathway. NCBI's taxonomy places the organism in Eukaryota, Metazoa, Chordata, Actinopteri, Salmoniformes, Salmonidae. Gene Ontology annotation, molecular function: interleukin-15 receptor activity. The record is from RefSeq and is a predicted model, not a curated record.
GUUCACUUCAGAAACGGCAGGCUGUGGUCUAUCGUUGGUUAGUUAUAAAAAUCUAUGACAUAGUCUUACAAUUGGAAUCAAUUAUUGUAUAUUAGAAUCCAACCAACACGUCUAGCAAUCCAAAGGUUGUGUGUUCAAAUCCCAUCAUGCAGAACUAUCAUACUAAUUUUAAUAAAGAAGAUUUACAUUUACGAUGUUACUUCUACCCCUGAGUCCAGGUUACAGCAGUAGACCUGAAUGAUUGAGAAUGAAAGUGAAAGUGCCAGUGUGGCAGCAACACAUUUGGAUGAAAGGUUUGCGGCGUUAUCACAUACCACUUCAAAAGUUCGGAGAUGCAUAUUAUUUUCCUGUGGCUCAGUUCAUCAUCAGAGAGACUUUAUAGACACUCCUUUAUUUAAACAUUGGAAUAGCAGGCUCCAGUGUCAUGCGGCUGUGUCUCCUUUCCCUCCUUUUUAUCAUCAAAGUGUGUCGACUCAAUAUUGUAAGGCGAGACGUGUGCCCACCCCUGCCUCAGUGUGAGCUCACCAAGCCCUUGAAAAAGUUGGAUAGUUAUCAAGAAAACUACUCUGUACACUACCAGUGUGUGGAUGGCUAUGUGAGGAUGGCGGGGACCUCCAGUCGCAUCAGGUGCAAACGAAUUAAUCAGGUUCUUCAGUGGGAAGGCCCAACACUGAUAUGCAUACCCGACCCAUCUAUUCCAACUACAAUAGUACCUUCAAUAACCCACAAGAGGACUCCAUCUCCCAUAGUGCACCGCUCAGUGCCCACAGAGAGAAUUAGCCCAAGACCAACCACUCCCAGUUCACUUUUAUCUCCAAUACUGCAGAACCAAGAGGUCAUUACUACUGUUACAGUGACAACCACCAUCAUCGAUGACCUUACAUUAGUGCCCAGUGCGGUGACCUCUGUCUUCACGAAGACUGUUUCUCCAUCAGAGAGUUACUGUGUCUCCAACAGAACCCCAGCCUCCAGUGAGGAUCCAGUUGGCGAUGGAAGCACUGCUACAGCCAUAUAUGCGGGUGUAGGUGGGGUGGUAGUAACCAUCUUGCUGGUUGCAGCGUUUGGAGUACUAAUGUUUUGGAGAAGGAAACGGAUGCAGCGGCUUGAUCUGUCGCCAACACCAGACGAAAUAGUGCAAAUUAAUGUUGUGACAUGAGCCACACUCCUUAGUGCCCUGACGGACAACCAGCAGCCACUUAGAAAAGACAAAGGUACAUCAGUCUGAUGGUGGGGGGACAAUGACCUUGGAUUGGACAAGAGGUGGACCAAAAAUGUAUGGCCCCGACCUCGUGUGGAAAAUGAAAAUACCUAAAGCAUCACCCAAAUGGAUUAAUUUAAGACAUAUUGAUUAAUUUCAUUUAUUAAUUAAUAUCCUUAAACUAUUUUGAGGAUAGAUUCUAAAUUAAUAUGGAAGCAUAUUGGUUAUAUUAAAAAACAAUUAACUACAGUGCAUUCGGAAAGUAUGCAGACCCCUUGACUUUUUCCACAUUUAGUUACAGCCUUAUUCAAAAAAUCAAAACAUAAUGACAAAGCAAAAACAG